GAGUUGAUAAAUCUCCCUCUAGUGGAUAUAUGAGAACCGUUCCCUCUCACUUACGACUCUAAGAUGGAUUCCCAAGGUUAGUGCGCUGACUAUCUCUCUCUCCUGAGUGAGUCUCCUUGGUGUCUCUCACUCAAGAUGCGACACAAAGAUGAAGUCUCCAGGGAUCGUUAACUGUGUUUUUCCUACUUAACUGGUGACGUGAGAACGGCAUUUCACUGCCUCACUUAUGAUGUGGCGCAGUGAUGGAUUCUCAGUGGUUCGUUAGCAGUGUUUUUUUUCCUUAACUGGUGACGUGAGAACGACAUUAACUGCGUCACUAAACUUACGACGUAAAGAUGGAUUCUCAUUGGUUUAUGAGGGAGCAGCUUGGAGGAGGGAGUAAAGUCAGAAUGAUGGUGACGCUGGUGGCAGUUGAUGGUGACGUUGGUGGCAGUUGAUGGUGACGUUGGUGGCAGUUGAUGGUGACAGGUGACGUUGAUGGUGACAAGUGAUGGUAGCAAGAGACAGGAAGUGUGAGGAGAUUGCGAGUGAGUGAGGAGAUCAGUGAAGACACGCGAGAGAGAGAGAGAGAGAGAGAGAGAGAGAGAGAGAGAGAGAGAGAGAGAGCCACCAAUCACUACAGGAAGAUCACCACUGGGAGAUCAAUAGAGACACACCUCCUUGAAGACCCAACACGGAGAGAAAGAUAUGGUGAUAAUAUUGAUGCUCUGAAGGUGACCAUUAUAAGUAGCAUAAGAGGGGAGGAGAGCAGUGAAGUGUUAUGAGGGAACUGGUAAACACACACCCAAGAGUUCCACCAAAUGACUUCUUCACUCUCCAGGGUGAUGUGUUGUUGAGAGGUGAAGUUCUUGUAUAUAGACGCACCUCAUGUUUAGUAAGAUAAAGGUGUUUCAUUUAGUGCUACAUUGUGUGGUGAAGGAGUUAAGGACAACCUCGUAGGAACUUGAGCUUGUUGUGGGAGGUGAAGGAUGACGGAGGCGAUGACGGUGCAGGGAUGUGACAAUCAGCACCCCCGCUCUGGUUCCUCUCCACCUCAGGACACAGUGACCCUAACUCAAUGCCUCCCACACGCCUCCACACGCCACCAAGCGCACGCCUCGCCUGGUUCAAGUCAAGUGUGUUCCCCUGGAGACAGCGUGGGGAUUCAACAAGUGGAUCCUGAAGUUUGUUGUGAAAGCCGAGCAGUUUUAAGAUUCAGUGAUGGUGGUCGAAAUAUCCCGAGUGGUGUUGAUUUACCGGAACCAGAAACGUGUGACACAGCUCAGAUGAGUCCUGGAGGUGAGCAAGUGUCCCGGGAGUGUGGUGAUGGUACAGGUGAGCCUCGGGCAGACUCUGGACCUAGUCAGGAUCACGCAGGACGCUCUACAACUUGUGGGGAACAUAACAGGAGUUUCGACAACUUGAGUGCAAUAGAAACAGCGUCUGGGACCUGUACCAGCUGCGAUAACAAUACUAUUAGCCCGCAAAUCGUCGUAAGACCAGAGGACAACGGCUCACAGGUGAGGUCUGGUCUGACCCACGAGACCCUCUGGCGGAGCGACAGCUGGGAGUCGUGUAGCACCACCAGCUCCGGGUACAGCGACGACAGUGUGCGGAGUGACGACUUAUCGCACGACUCAGAAAACGACAUCUUCAUUGACUGUGGCCACGACGACUUCCCCUUCUGCCAGUGUCUAAACGAGAAGGUAGGCGGUACGUCCAGCUUCCACUGUGAGCACGAUGACUUCCCCUUCUGUGACUGCCUCGCCCAGGCCGCCGCUAAGAAACAUAAGUCUCUCCGCUACGGCUCCCCGCGGGGUGAAAGACGACGCCAACGCGGUUACAUAAGGCCGUCUCUCAGUGCUUUCCGAGACGCUGGCCUUGAAGUCUUCGACGAGACAGAAGAGUCCGACUUCCAAGAGUCCGAGACCGAGGCCGACACAACGCGAGGACACGGCACAGACGUUGACUCUGACUACACGGCCGGCCUGGAGUCUGACGUGGAGGGAGCCGUGGGAUACACCGAACUUGACGCAGAUGAACCCUCCACUCCCUCGACGGGUCUUCUGGCGCCUCCUGGUCUCCCGGGGGUCCGUCGGGCGUCCAUAGUCACCAGCAACAGUCGAAGAGGAUCUAUCCAGGCGACGCCGGAGCCCGUGAAGGUGGCGGUGUUCGGCAGUGAUGGCGUUGGCAAGUCCGCGCUGAUCGUGCGGCUCCUGACGGGGAGGUUUAUAGGAGAGUACGACCCCACCAUGGAGGCUGUGUACAACUACCUGGUCCCUCUACCCGGCCACGACCUCCCCCUGCAGGUGAUGGACACAGCCGGCCAGAGUCAGUGUGUGUUGUUUACAGACCACUCAGAAGGAGGAUGUAGGCCCAGCACCAGGGAGAACAAGACCACAGGCAGUCUUAGCGAGAGUCAACAGUGGCAUUAUAAAAUUAUCUAACAUCAGGUAGAGUCCACAGAAAGCUUUGGCGGAGAAUUCUCACAAGCUCGAGCCAAGAGAUGUGUCAUAUGUUGGACUAAAGGGAGACAUCUGGGCUUGGUGGGGGAGGGGGGGUACUGCUCAGUUCGAUCCGCUUUACAGUAUACAUUGUCACUUCUCAGAGUCGCUACAUCCUGUAUCUCACAAACAUCAACAAACAGUGUCCUAUAACACCAUGUUUAAGUAUCCGUGACAAAUGUUUGGUAAUCUUAGUGCUCAAUAUACAAUAUUAUGGACUCCUAUUUUUUCCCCAUUUUCUUUUAUUUCCAUUAGCGGAUACUAUGAUAGAUGAAAGCGGUAAAUUAUUGAUAAUGUUAUCCCUCGACACAGAUAGACAGAUAUUCAGCAAAACUUCCAGACUGGUUCACAUUGAUCCAGCAUAGACAGUGUAUAGGUGUCCAGAUAAUGACAAAG
This is a messenger RNA of Homarus americanus (American lobster), 2879 nucleotides long. RefSeq lists its product as uncharacterized. Bases 969 to 2426 code for a protein of 485 amino acids. The record is from RefSeq and is a predicted model, not a curated record. NCBI's taxonomy places the organism in Eukaryota, Metazoa, Arthropoda, Malacostraca, Decapoda, Nephropidae. The transcript has 4 exons. Gene Ontology annotation, molecular function: GTP binding; GTPase activity.